Cinclus cinclus is the source of this 2763-nucleotide messenger RNA. It is a transcript of the gene GRK6, whose product is annotated as G protein-coupled receptor kinase 6. Gene Ontology annotation, biological process: signal transduction; protein phosphorylation; regulation of signal transduction. The coding region runs from base 50 to 1732 and encodes 560 amino acids. The transcript is spliced from 16 exons. Gene Ontology annotation, cellular component: plasma membrane; cytoplasm. Gene Ontology annotation, molecular function: ATP binding; G protein-coupled receptor kinase activity. The record is from RefSeq and is a predicted model, not a curated record. Lineage: Eukaryota; Metazoa; Chordata; Aves; Passeriformes; Cinclidae.
CCGAGCGCGGGGAGUGGAGCCGGCGGGAGGCGGCGGCGCCCGCGGGCCCAUGGAGCUGGAGAACAUCGUCGCCAACACCGUCCUGCUCAAGGCCCGCGAAGGUGGUGGUGGAAACCGGAAAGGCAAGAGCAAGAAAUGGCGCCAGAUGCUGCAGUUCCCCCACAUCAGCCUCUGCGAGGACCUUCGGCAAACCCUGGAGCGGGACUACCACAGCCUGUGCGAGAAGCAGCCCAUUGGCCACAUGCUCUUCUGGCAGUUCUGCGAGACGCGCCCCGAGCUCUCCCGCUGCGUCAAGUUCCUGGAUGCUGUGGCAGGGUACGAAGUGGCUCCAGAUGAGAAGAGGAAGGAAUGUGGGCAGCACCUAAUUGAAAAGUACUUGAAGCCAAAUAGUGAGGACCAUGUGCCUGAAGUUCCCUCACAACUGGUGGAUGCCUGUUGUGAAAGGCUGGAGCAGGAACCUUCCAAGGAGCUCUUCAAGGAAUGCACUAAGCUUAUCCACGACUACCUGAGCGUGGCUCCCUUUGCUGACUACCUCGACAGCUUAUACUUCAAUCGCUUCCUGCAGUGGAAAUGGCUGGAACGGCAGCCAGUGACCAAAAACACUUUCCGCCAGUACCGUGUGCUGGGUAAGGGCGGUUUUGGGGAGGUGUGUGCCUGCCAAGUGCGUGCCACAGGGAAGAUGUAUGCCUGCAAGAAACUGGAGAAGAAACGGAUCAAAAAGAGGAAGGGAGAAGCCAUGGCCCUGAAUGAAAAACAGAUCCUGGAAAAAGUGAACAGUAGGUUUGUAGUGAGCUUAGCCUAUGCAUAUGAAACUAAAGAUGCUCUCUGCCUAGUGCUGACCCUCAUGAAUGGAGGGGACCUCAAGUUCCAUAUCUACCACAUGGGGGAGGCUGGUUUCGAGGAGCCCCGGGCAGCUUUCUAUGCUGCUGAGAUCUGCUGUGGCCUCGAGGACUUACACCAGGAGAGGAUAGUGUACAGGGACCUGAAGCCAGAGAACAUAUUACUGGAUGACCAUGGUCACAUCCGGAUCUCAGACCUGGGACUAGCUGUGCAUGUGCCAGAGGGUCAAACAAUCAAGGGCCGGGUGGGGACAGUUGGCUACAUGGCUCCGGAGGUGGUGAAGAACGAGCGCUACACGUUCAGCCCGGACUGGUGGGCUCUGGGCUGCCUGGUGUACGAGAUGAUCGAGGGCCAGUCCCCCUUCCAGCAGCGCAAGAAGAAGAUCAAGCGGGAGGAGGUGGAGCGGUUGGUGAAGGAAGUGCAGGAGGAGUACUCGGAUAAGUUCUCGCCCUGCGCCCGCUCCCUCUGCACCAUGCUCCUGUGCAAAGACCCUUUGGAGCGCCUGGGUUGCCGAGGAGCUGGGGCCAAGGAGGUGAAGGAACACCCUCUCUUCAAGCACCUCAACUUCAAGAGGCUGGAAGCAGGCAUGCUGGACCCUCCCUUCAAGCCAGAUCCCCAGGCCAUCUACUGCAAGGAUGUUCUGGACAUUGAGCAGUUCUCCACGGUGAAAGGAGUGGAGCUGGAGCCCACAGACAACGACUUUUACCAGAAGUUUGCUACAGGGAGUGUGCCCAUUCCUUGGCAGAAUGAGAUGAUCGAGACAGAGUGUUUCAAGGAGCUGAAUGUCUUUAGUACAGAUGGCACAGUGCCCCCAGACCUGGACUGGAAAGGACAGCCUUCUCCACAGCCCAAAAAAGGGUUACUCCAGCGCUUGUUCAGCAGACAGAGGUGAGCAGUCACUCCUGGCUGCUCUGCUCAGGGAAAUACCUGGUGGCCCACGGACAUGGCAAGAUCUGGGAAAGAGGAGUGUUAUCCUUCAGUGCCUAUUCCCUUCCCCUGGCAGAGCACAACCUGCUUGUUGUUCUAACUGCCCCCUGAGCCACUAAUCCAGCAUCCCUGCUCUUGCUGCCUUUGUGGAGGAGGCCUUGCCCUCAGCUUGAGCCAAAGUUGCCUCUACACUGCUGCUGCUGGGAGUUCUGCUCCCAGAGCGCUGUAGGAAGUUUCCUUCACUCCUCUCCGCAUGUCCGGGACACACAGAAGGGUUGAGAAACUGUGAAGGGUUUGGCAUUGCCCCGUGCUCAGACUCCCAUUUCAGCAGAAAGGGCUGCAGCUGCUUUUGUGGCCAGCUGAACCCUUAGCGGGGCCGAGCGUCUGUGCUGGCACUGAGCUUGUGUCCCUGGGUGGCUGAUGUCCCUGGAAUCCAGCUUCCUCACAGCUUCUGAGCUAGCCAGCUGCGUGCUCACUAGACUGUCUGCCAGGGGCUGAACCUCCAGAUGCAGCUGGACUGUUCUCUGCAGUCUGGGGGUCCCCUGCAGCCUCUUGCCUCCAUGUAGCUCUCCCGUACACAGGCUGGGGGGGGCCUGGUCCAUCCCUGCCAGACAGCAGCUGUAGGCUGGGUUGUGUCACUGUGCUCACCCUCUGCUUGCUGUGCUCCUCUCUCCCUCCCUUUCCUUGCCCUUCUGACUUCAGGACUGUUGUGGAAACUGCAGCGACAGCGAGGAAGAGCCCACCCGGCUGUAGAGCACAGCCCCUGGGACCCCCUUGCCUCUCCUGAGUGCCCAGCCUGAAGGACACGGUCGCAGUGGCCCCACAAGGUGGAUUUGUUUACAGUUUUAUACGUCUGUAUUUGAAGACUUUGAGGACGAUUCCAAGGCUGGCAGCAGCACACAGCUCGGGUUGAGGUGCCUCUGACCAUGGGCAAGCCCUAAACAAACCCGGAUGCUUCCAAAUCUGCCACUUGGGAUGGUGCUGCUGCCGCUCCCG